Molecule: messenger RNA, 1851 nt
Organism: Nanorana parkeri
Lineage: Eukaryota; Metazoa; Chordata; Amphibia; Anura; Dicroglossidae
Gene: FAM131A
Product: family with sequence similarity 131 member A
Exons: 6
Coding region: 225-1010 (261 amino acids)
Source: RefSeq, a predicted model, not a curated record
AAGCCCUGCGUGUGGAGUGGCGUGAAGGGAGGUGCAGUGCUGCCUUUUAUCACCAGAAAAGGCCGUUCCUUGUACGAAGUUUUAAUCUACGAGUCCCAUCGGAGAGCCAGGAGUUUCUAGAGAGCGACACGUAUGUGUUAAGUUUGGAAGAUCUGCAGCAGACCAGAAGAUCCAAAAGUUUGGACAGUUCUGGGAUUGUGUUACAUGUUGAAGACACUGGUGAAAUGUUACCCAAGUCCCGACGUGCACUCACUAUUCAUGAAAUUACGGCCCUUGCUCGCUCCUCUCUGCAUGGAAUCUCACAGGUGGUGAAGGAUCAUGUGACCAAGCCUACAGCCAUGGCUCAGGGACGUGUGGCUCAUCUGAUCGAGUGGAAGGGCUGGAGCAAACCCAGCGACUCUCCGGCUGCACUGGAGACUCACUUCAAUUCAUACUCACACUUAAGUGAGGGAGAACAGGAGGCCAGGUUUGCUGCAGGCGUAGCUGAGCAGUUUGCUAUAGCAGAAGCUAAACUCCGUGCCUGGUCAUCAAUUGAUGGAGAGGAUUCCACAGAUGAUUCAUAUGAGGAGGAUCUGCAGCCCUCUAUGGACCAUUCUCAACCUGCAGAUUUUCUAAGUCCUGUGCAGAAGGAUCUGGUGUCAUCCCGUGUAUGCUGCUGUGACAGUGACUCCUCACGUACUCUGUCUCCUGAAACCCUGUGCUCCAGCCUGUGCAGCCUAGAUGAAGAACAGCUGCUCUUGGGGUCUCCAACACAGCUGGUUGAAGAGUCUUUGCUCAUCAAACCUCAGUCAGUUCUAGGUCCCUAUGAUCGCCUUCAAGAUCUGGAAUGUGAGGACUCUUCAUAUUCCAUGUCCUUCUCUGAGUCUUGUUUAAGCCCCAGUGAGGACGAGCUAAUUUCCUUCCCUCCAAUAAGUCGAGGGUCAGGGAUGCUCUCUUUGCGUAGAAAGGGCUCAGAUGUGGUGUCCUCUGGGGUUGUAUCUCUAGACGAAGAUGAAGAAGACCAACCCUGACCUGAAAUCAUGCUGCUCCUCUUGCAACUGCCGUUAGGUAUCAUCCCAUAUUUUUCUGAUUACGAUAAUUCUUUAUUUCAAAAAUCAUGGACUAAUCAGAGGGCAUUAACUCACCUAAUCAUUACUUUUCUUUCGAAAAUAAUUUGAUUUGGAUGUUUAUUUAUAAGUAAUAUUCUGUUUCUCUUUAUAGUGACUUUUCCCUUCAAUUUCCUAUUUAUUUUCACGAUCUUGUGUCUUUAAUUUAAUUCAUUACCUUUCUCACUUUUUUCUUUUCAAACAACUUAAUUGCCUGUUUGACAUGUCUUAAGCAUUUGGUCUGUUUUGCAUGACCCUUGCCCUAUGGUACCACUCUUGCUCAGUGGAGGGCCUUUAAGCUGUUGUCUGCAUGUCUUGCACCCCACUUAAUGCCACCGCUCAGAGAUUCCACCUCCAGCCCAGCUGUUGGCGGUGGAGUUCCCAUUUGGGGACAGUGGCAACAUGGCUUGUCCCUGUUAUUUUUUUUUAAUCUGUUUCCAGUUCUGUGGUUCCCUAUGCUCCACAGAUUCCAGGCAGCAGAUGAGAUGAACAUUGGGUAUGUUAUGGAUUCUGUGAUAUUAGUACAGCUUCAGGACUGUAAAAGGACUUGUGGAGCUCCAGUGACACUGUGGGGGACCCUACUCCAUGGGGGCUCUGCGGGAGCAUGCUUUGUGCAGGGGAGACCCUUCUUUUCUAGCGUUUUGUACGUGUCUGUUUGCUGCUCUUGGAAGGUCUUGUGCGGUAACAUCGAAAGUUUGUAACUCAUUUUCCUGCGUCUAUGACUUGACCAGCUGUGUAUAUAUAUAAAGAUAUAUAAAAAGCAAAA